AGUUCUUUAGAUGGGAAAAUUGCAAACAGCAGAGCUGAAAAGCUUUUUGGUGUCUCACAAGUCGAUUUAAUUGGAGAUAAGCCAGCAUUCUCAGUUGCCUCUCACUGCACAAGAAGAAGGAAUCCUCCUGAGCCCAUUUGUGAGUCCCUGCUCUCAGUGCCUGCAAAACCCAGAGCCCAGGUGCGGAGAAUGCAGAGAAGUGAUCCUGAAAAGAGCAACCCUGAAAGCUGAAUUACUAUGAGAUAUGCAAUAUAUUUUCCUCCUAGAAGUGUGGCCUGAUGCAGUCCUGUAUUUUUCUCCUCAGCAGGAAACCAUGUCCUGAGGCAGCAAAUGUCCAACAGCAGCUCCAUCAGCCACUUCCUCCUGCUGGCACUGGCAGAGACGCGGCAGCUGCAGCUCCUGCACUUCUGCCUCUUGCUGGGCAUCUCCCUGGCUGCCCUCCUGGGCAACGGCCUCAUCAUCAGCGCCGUAGCCUGCGGCCACCACCUGCACACGCCCAUGUUCUUCUUCCUGCUCAACCUGGCCCUCAGCGACCUGGGCUCCAUCUGCACCACUGUCCCCAAAGCCAUGCACAAUUCCCUCUGGGACACCAGCACCAUCUCCUACAAAGGAUGUGCUGCUCAGCUCUUUUUCUUUAUGCUCUUCAUCUCAGCAGAGUUUUCCCUCCUGACCAUCAUGUGCUACGACCGCUACGUGUCCAUCUGCAAACCCCUGCACUACGGGACCCUCCUGGGCAGCAGAGCUUGUGCCCACAUGGCAGCAGCUGCCUGGGCCAGUGCCUUUCUCAAUGCUCUCAUGCACACGGCCAAUACAUUUUCCCUGCCUCUGUGCCGUGGCAAUGCCCUGGGCCAGUUCUUCUGUGAAAUCCCACAGAUCCUCAAGCUCUCCUGCUCCAAAUCCUAUCUCAGGGAACUUGGGCUUCUUGCUGUUAGUGUGUGUUUGGCAUUUGGUUGUUUUGUGUUCAUUGUUUUCUCCUAUGUGCAGAUCUUCAGGGCUGUGCUGAGGAUUCCCUCUGAGCAGGGACGGCACAAAGCCUUUUCCACCUGCCUCCCUCACCUGGCUGUGGUCUCCCUGUUUAUCAGCACUGGGGCAUUUACCUACCUGAAGCCCUCCUCCAUCUCCUCCCCAUCUCUGGAUCUGGCCCUGUCAGUUCUGUACUCGGUGGUGCCUCCAGCCCUGAACCCCCUCAUCUACAGCCUGAGGAACCAGGAGCUCAAGGCUGCAGUGUGGAGACUGAUGACUGGAUGGUCUCAGGUACAUUAAACCACAGGCCAAUUACUGCCAAUCACUUACAAUAAAAGUCAUCUUUCAUAAAUCUUGUUGGUUUCAUGUUGGAGCUUCUUUUUCUUAGUUUUGAUUUUAAAUAUUUAGAUGAAUAAAGAAAUGUCGCUCCUUGUGCCAUUUCUCAUUUUGUUUGCCUCCACCUUCCCUGUGCCCACAGACUGUGUCCAUGAGGGGCUGUGCUCUUCGUGGCUUUAAAGGAACUCAAGGAUCUCCCAGCAGAGUUUUCUGCAGAGAUGCCCUUUUGUUGCCUUCUCUGGAGCUGCAGCAGCAAUGUCUGUGUGCAGAGCUGGGGGCAGAUCAGUGCUGGCACAGCAGCUCUGCUCCUGCUGGCCACACCAUUCCUGAUCCAGGCCAGGAGCCAUUGGCCUUCUUGGCCACCUGGGCACACGGCUGGCUCAUGUCCAGCCUGCUGUCCAUCAGUCCCUGCAGGUCCCUUUCUGCCUGGCUGCUCUCCAGCCCCUCUGUCCCCAGCCUGGAGCGCUGCAGGAGUUGUUGUGUCCAAAGUGCAGGACCCGGCACUUGGACUUGUUAAACCUGACCUUGUUGGAUUUGGGCCCUGGAUCCAGCCUGUCCAGGGCCCUGUGCAGAGCCCUCCUACCCUCCCCCAGAUCAACACUCACAUCCAGCUGUGUGUCAUCUGCAAAGAUGUCCUUGGUUCCAAGGGGCCCCUCAGUGUCACAAUGUCCCUUUGGUUACACCAGGCCCUGCACUCUCACACUGGUCUCCUUGCUUCCAUGGGGCCCCAAAAUGUGACAAUGGACUCCUUGGUUCCAUGGGGCUUCACAGUGUCACAAUGUUCUCGUUGGUGCCGCAGUUUCACAGUGGCCCCUUGGUUCCAUGGGGCCCCAGGGUGUC
Molecule: messenger RNA, 2139 nt
Organism: Vidua macroura (Pin-tailed whydah)
Lineage: Eukaryota; Metazoa; Chordata; Aves; Passeriformes; Viduidae
Product: olfactory receptor 14J1-like
Exons: 1
Coding region: 331-1263 (310 amino acids)
Biological process (GO): G protein-coupled receptor signaling pathway
Cellular component (GO): membrane
Molecular function (GO): olfactory receptor activity; G protein-coupled receptor activity
Source: RefSeq, a predicted model, not a curated record